UGACCCCACACGCGUCCGUCCGCCCUCUCUUGUCGACUUCGCCACAACCGCAGCCAGAAACACAGAGAGCGAAAAGCCAGAAAGGAGAAAGGCGGGGAAACGAGAGAGAAAACGUGAGCUUGGGGAAGCGAGGAGGACAAGGGCAGGGCGAACGGGGAGGGAAUCGUGGGCUUGGGAUCGAGCGAUGUCGGGGUCGGGGUCGGACUUCUCCUCCUACGGCGGCGAGGAGUACAAAACCUUCCGGCAGAUCAGCCGGGACAGGGUAUUAAAUGAAAUGCUGCAGUCAGCCAAAGUCAAGGACUCAAAAGCAACAUGGAAGGUGCUUAUCAUGGAUAAAUUUACUGUCAAAGUUAUGUCUUACUCUUGCAAGAUGUCAGAUAUUACUGAUGAGGGAAUUUCAUUGGUGGAAGACCUUUACAAACGAAGACAACCAUUACCUUCAAUGGAUGCGAUCUACUUUCUCCAACCAUUGAAAGAAAAUGUCAUAAUGUUCCUAUCUGACAUGUCUGGAAGAGUUCCUUUGUACAGAAAGGCAUAUGUCUUCUUCAGUUCUCCAAUACCUAAAGAGCUGGUUGCAUACAUAAAGAAUGAUACUAGUGUUUUACCCCGCAUAGGUGCACUAAGUGAGAUGAACUUGGAGUACUUUGCUAUAGACAGUCAGGCUUUUGUUACUGAUCAUGAGAUGGCCUUAGAGGAAUUAUUUGGAGAGAAUGCUGAAAAUUCUCGUAAGUACAAUGAGUGCUUAAGCACGAUGGCUUGUCGCAUUGCCACUGUCUUUGCUUCUUUGAGGGAGUUCCCUUAUGUACGCUAUCGUGCCGCCAAAACUCUAGAUGCUUCCGUAACUACUACACAACGAGACUUAGUUCCUACGAAGCUUGCUGCUGCUGUUUGGAACUGUCUUUCCAAGUAUAGAACUACUAUACCUGAUUUUCCCCAGAAGGAGACAUGUGAAUUACUCAUUGUGGACCGAUCAAUAGACCAGAUCGCACCUGUCAUUCAUGAAUGGACGUAUGACGCCAUGUGCCAUGAUUUACUAAACAUGGAUGGAAACAAGUACAUAUAUGAGGCUCCAAGCAAAUCAGGAUCAGGAAGUGAAAAAAAGGAGGCUUUGUUGGAAGAUCAUGAUCCUGUUUGGCUAGAGCUCCGGCAUGCACAUAUAGCAGAUGCCAGUGAAAGGUUACAUGAAAAGAUGACCAGCUUUGCCUCGAAGAACAAAGCAGCACAAAUGCAUAGUAUGUCAAGAGAUGGUAGUGAUAUUUCAACGAAGGACCUACAAAAAAUUGUUCAAGCUUUGCCACAAUACAGCGAACAAGUUGAAAAGCUUUCCCUCCAUGUAGAGAUUGCAGGAAAAAUCAAUAAAUUAAUUAGAGAAAUAGGGCUUCGCGAUAUUGGACAGUUGGAGCAAGAUGUUGUGUUUGGAGAUGCAGGGGCAAAAGAAGUUAUCAGUUUCCUGAGGACAAAACAGGAUCUCAGUCCAGAAAAUAAAUUAAGACUACUGAUGAUUUAUGCAGUCGUGUAUCCAGAAAAGUUUGAAGGCGACAAAGGGGAAAAGUUGAUGCAGCUGGCAAAGUUAUCACCGGAGGAUAUGAAGACGGUAAGUAAUUUGAAGUACUUGGGAGGAUUAGAUAGACAAAAGGAAUCACGAGGUAGUUUCUCUCUCAAAUUUGACACUCACAAGAAGAAAAAUGCAGCGAGAAAAGAACGAAAUGAUGAGGAAGAAACAUGGGCACUUUCUCGGUUUUAUCCAAUGAUAGAGGAGCUGAUUGGGAAACUAAGCAAAGGCGAACUACCGCAAGAUGGGUACCCAUGUAUGAAUGAGCCAAGUCCAACUGUUCAUGGGUCGUCACAGAGUGCAUCAGUCCGGACAACUCAAGGUCAGCCUGCACACUCAAUGAGAUCCAGGAGGACUCCAACAUGGGCUAAGAGUCGCAACUCAGAUGAUGGUUAUUCAAGUGAUUCGGUAUUAAGACAUGCAUCUAGUGACUUUAAGAGAAUGGGGCAGCGUAUUUUUAUCUUUAUGAUUGGAGGAGCUACUAGAUCUGAGUUACGCGUGGUACACAAGCUCACUUCGAAACUUAAGAGGGAAGUUAUCCUUGGAUCUUCUAGUCUAGAUGAUCCUCCUCAAUUUAUCACGAAAUUGAAGAUGUUGACUGCUCAAGACGUUUCAGUUGAUAGACUUCAUAUUUAACUUUGAACCACGAACAAGCGUGCAACCACACCUAUUGCAGGAAAUCAGAAUUUCUAGAUCUACUACAAAAUUCGAGUAUCCUUCCUCUGCCAUCUAGUUGUGUGAUGUCACAGAAUUCUAAAUAUUGCCGACGGCAUAUGCAUUACUUGGACCCCUUUUUCUUCUUCGUUACCUGCCUUGUUUGGGUAAAAUGAUGGUAAUUGAAGUAGUGAGUUUACCAUAUAAUGUUCAUUAAAUGUGUUCACCGUGGGCAUUUGUUAUGUAGCUUGUGAGUAGCUGUAUCGAAUAACAAAAAGUAAAUCAGUCAUCAUGAUAGCUUAUCUGCGAAAAAAGAAAGAAUGUUUCAAAAUGCAAAUAUGAUACAAGUUGCCUUGUUCAACCAAGAUGUAACUAGCAGGUACCUUGAUAUUAUUAUCAAAUACAGUAAUUUAUGGGAUGUUAUCAAUUAAACAUUGC
Molecule: messenger RNA, 2644 nt
Organism: Ananas comosus (pineapple)
Lineage: Eukaryota; Viridiplantae; Streptophyta; Magnoliopsida; Poales; Bromeliaceae
Product: SNARE-interacting protein KEULE-like
Exons: 22
Coding region: 185-2188 (667 amino acids)
Biological process (GO): vesicle-mediated transport; intracellular protein transport
Cellular component (GO): plasma membrane; secretory granule
Molecular function (GO): syntaxin binding
Source: RefSeq, a predicted model, not a curated record